Messenger RNA from Poeciliopsis prolifica (blackstripe livebearer), 6061 nucleotides. RefSeq names its product solute carrier family 8 member 4a (gene slc8a4a). Gene Ontology annotation, biological process: calcium ion import across plasma membrane; sodium ion transmembrane transport; cell communication. The transcript is spliced from 9 exons. Gene Ontology annotation, molecular function: calcium:sodium antiporter activity. The record is from RefSeq and is a predicted model, not a curated record. The coding region runs from base 1045 to 3885 and encodes 946 amino acids. NCBI's taxonomy places the organism in Eukaryota, Metazoa, Chordata, Actinopteri, Cyprinodontiformes, Poeciliidae. Gene Ontology annotation, cellular component: postsynapse; axon; sarcolemma.
GUUCAUUCAUCCCGGACUCCUGAUGCGCAGUCAGGAGGACCAGCCGUGCGUGUGGCGCCGCUGGUGAACGUCUCCUCCCCCUGUUUCUGCAGUGUUACAGCUCUCGCUUCCCCGCUCGUCGCUUCCCAUGCCAACGCUGCCCACGCCGCAAGAGUGAGGCGAGCCUCCCUUCCCUCCUGCACAGCAGCCUCCAGCUCCGCUCCCCGCCUGCCUCCAUCCCUCCGCUCGAUGUCCGUCUUUGUCCUGAUCCCUGCGCGCCGCGCCGUUUCUCGUCCUCUCGAUCCGACGCCGUCCGUCCACUUUCAUGUGCGGGUCCUUGUUAUUUUUAUUUAUUUUCUUCUUCUUCUUCUUUGCAGCUUAGACAGAAGAGCGAAUGAAUUUUUUUCUUUCUCCCUUUCUUAAACUGGAGAAUCUGGUGAAAUGUUGACUGGCUGAAGCUGAGGGAAGGAGGACAGAACCAGCAAUUGAAUUUAUUAUUUUUACGCAUCAACAAUCGCGCGCGGUGCAAAGAUGAGAAAGCUGAUUUUCUUCUUCUUCUUCUUCUUUUUCUUCUUCUAUAUGUCAGAAAUUAAAUAAUAACCAGAACAAGAAAAUAGCUUUGGUGGAAGGAGAUUCAAGAAGCGAUCGGAAGUGAUCGGACUGCCUUAAGUUUUUUUUUUUUUUGCCGAGGCAGGGCAACUGUCAGGGAAAAAAGCGUCGAGGGAAAGAAGGAAGGAAGGAAGGAAACGGAGCGGGAAGCUAGGCAGCAUUUCCAAGACGCCAGCGCGGCCAGCCAGGAGCAUCACGCCGGUCCGCUGCGUGGAUGGUGCGCAGGCUGCCUCUGCGCGCUCGGGCGGUGCAGGGCGGCCACGGUGAGACCGCGGGAUCCAGUCGGGCUUCCGGGCUUUAUUUUUUCUUUAGCAACAUGAGGGAGAAGUUCAUCUCCUGAGGCUACAACUUCUGCACCGGGCUGACUCACUGACAACUGCGUUCAGAGGAACCUUCCACAAACCCUCAAAUGUGCCACAAUUUGAUCUCUGGCAUUAGAAGACUCCAGAUCUGAUCAUGACUUCAGAUAAAUGCACCAUGAGCUUACCACGAUCCACCACCCCGUGGAUGUUCAUCACCUUCUUGCUGGUUCUUCAGCCAGGGGUCACUCAUUUCUCCCACGGCAGCUCUGGCUAUGAAGACACUGGCGACGUCCCGAAGAAUUGCUCCAGUGAGGACAACUGCUCAGAGGGCGUGGUGCUGCCCAUGUGGAACCCCCAGAACCCCGCGGUUGGUGACAAGGUGGCUCGCGCCAUUGUUUACUUUGCGGCUCUCAUAUACAUGUUCCUGGGUAUGUCCAUCAUCGCGGAUCGUUUCAUGUCUUCCAUCGAGGUCAUCACCUCUCAGGAAAAAGAGAUCACCAUCAAAAAGCCCAACGGCGAAACGACAACGACCACCGUGCGCAUCUGGAACGAGACGGUGUCCAACCUGACCUUGAUGGCUCUCGGCUCCUCAGCGCCAGAGAUCCUGCUGUCCGUCAUCGAAGUGGUCGGCCACAACUUUGAAGCUGGAGCUCUCGGGCCCAGCACCAUCGUGGGCAGCGCCGCGUUCAACAUGUUUAUCAUUAUCGCCAUUUGUGUCUACGUGGUGCCAGAAGGCGAGACCCGCAAGAUAAAGCACUUGAGGGUGUUUUUUGUCACCGCCGCCUGGAGCGUGUUUGCCUACAUCUGGCUGUACCUGAUCUUGUCUGUCUUCUCCCCCGGAGAGGUGGAGGUCUGGGAGGCAGUCCUCACCUUCCUCUUCUUCCCUCUCUGCGUGCUGCAAGCCUGGAUCGCAGACCGACGCCUGCUCUUCUACAAGUACGUCAACAAGCGAUACCGCGCCGACAAGAACCGUGGCAUCAUCAUCGAGUCCGAAGGUGACGCCAUGUUCACCAAGAUGGACUUGGAAAUGGACGGGCAGGGCGCGAACUCCCACCCUCACAAUAAGGAGGCUCUGGAUGGGAUGCUGGAGGGGGUGGAGGAAUACGGAGGGAUGAGCGCAGAGCAAGACCAACAGGAAGAGGCUCGCCGGGAGAUGGCACGCACCUUGAAGGACCUAAAACAGAGGCAUCCAGACAAAGACAUGGAGCAGCUGAUUGAGAUGGCCAACUACCAAGUGCUGGUGCAGCAGCAGAAGAGCCGGGCCUUCUAUCGCAUCCAAGCCACGCGCAUGAUGAUCGGAGCCGGGAACAUUCUGAAGAAGCACGCGGCUGACCAGGCCAGGAAAGUGGUGAGCUGUCAUGAGGCCAGCGGGCAGGAAGAAGAUCCCAACACCAUCUACCUGCAGUUCGACCCCUCGCACUACCAAUGCUUUGAGAACUGCGGGUCCUUGAAGCUGACGGUGAGCCGCCAUGGAGGAGAGGCUGGCUGCACAGUUAAGGUGGACUACCGGACGGAGGAUGCGACAGCCACUGCAGGCUCAGACUACGAGUUUGCCGAGGGAACGUUGGUCUUCAAGCCCGGCGAGACGACUAAAGACUUCACCGUCGGAGUCAUAGACGACGACAUCUUCGAGGAGGACGAGCACUUCUACGUGCGCCUCAGCAACCCCCGCAUCGUCCACCAGGCCGAGGUCUCCGUCCUGGAGCCCAACUCCAUCACGUCCAGCAACAGCACGGUCGGCAUCUCCUCACACGUUCCUCCCAAGGCGGCCUUGGGGAACGCCUCCGUCGCCACCGUCACCAUCUACGACGACGACCACGCCGGCAUCUUCACGUUCGAGAGCAACUCCACCCGGGUGAGCGAGAGCGUCGGCAACAUGCAGGUGAAGGUGCACAGGACGUCCGGCGCCAGGGGGAAGGUGGCCGUGCCUUACCACACCGUCGAGGGCACCGCCAAAGCGGGGGAGGACUACGACGAGGUUUCCGGCAAGCUGGAGUUCCAGAACGACGAAACCAUGAAGCUGCUGAACGUGAAGAUAAUCGACGACGAGGAAUAUGAGAAGAAUAAGACGUUCACGAUCGUGCUGGAGGAGCCGGUGCUGCUGGAGGUGGGACAGAGACACGGGGACACCAACGACAACAAAACGGCGGUGGGUCCGGAGGACGUGUCAAAGAUGGGCUGCCCCGUCCUGGGAGAGCACACCAAGCUGGAGGUGGUCAUUGAGGAAUCCUACGAGUUCAAGAGCACAGUGGACAAGCUGAUCAAGAAGACCAACCUGGCGCUGGUGGUGGGCAGCAGCAGCUGGAGGGAGCAGUUUGUCAGCGCCGUCACUGUCAGCGCAGGUGACGACGAUGAAGAGGAGAGCGGGGAGGAGCGGCUGCCGUCCUGCUUUGAUUACAUCAUGCACUUCCUGACGGUUUUCUGGAAAGUUCUCUUCGCCUUCGUCCCCCCGACCGAAUACUGGAAUGGCUGGGCCUGCUUCUUCGUCUCCAUUUCCCUCAUCGGCGCCCUGACAGCCGUGACGGGCGACUUGGCCUCGCACUUUGGAUGCACCGUCGGUCUGAAGGACUCUGUCACUGCCGUGGUGUUCGUUGCCCUCGGCACCUCUGUUCCAGACACAUUUGCGAGUAAAGUGGCCGCCAUCCAGGACCAGUACGCCGACGCUUCCAUCGGGAACGUGACGGGCAGCAACGCGGUGAACGUUUUCCUGGGCAUCGGGGUGGCGUGGACCAUCGCCGCCGUUUUCUGGAAGACCAAAGGUAAGACAUUCAAGGUGAACCCGGGCUCGCUGGCCUUCUCCGUCACCCUCUUCACCAUCAUGGCGCUGGUGUGCGUGCUCGUGCUGCUCUACCGCAGGCGCCCCAGUGUUUCGGCCGGCGAGCUCGGGGGCCCACGGACAGCCAAGCUCCUCACCUUCUUCCUGUUCCUCUCCCUCUGGCUCGUCUAUAUCCUGUUGUCCUCCUUGGAGGCAUACUGCCACGUGCCUGGCUUCUAAACGCAAGGCAAAAGUAGAAAAAAAAAAACAUAAGCACAGACAUAACUCCUCUUCUUGUUUUUACAGUUUUCUCACUGUUUUGUCUAUUUUCUAACUAUUUGUAUCAUCACUUAUUAUUGAUACAGCACAAGAUUUAGAAAAUGAUGCACUUAAGGACUUUGUUACCACUGAUGAUGCUGCGAAAGCUAGCGUUAGCCACUGAAGCUAAACUUUCUUUUCCUACGCUAAAAUACUGAUUUCAUGUGUCGUUUACAGUGCUGUGAAAAUGUAUUUACCGACCAACAGAUUUCUUCUCUUUUUCCUUUUUUUUUCAGUGACAUGUUUUAGAUCUUCAAAUCAUUUUUAAUAUGAUAGCAAGAGUAAAAUGAUUGCCACCGUAAAGUAAUAACUUAGCCGUCCUUGGGAGCAAAUUUUGACUGACGCUCCUUUGCAGGAUUUCUUCAAAAGUCAGGAGCGUUUGAGGGUUGGUGGGCGUUAAGAACCUAAUUUGGGUCGUGCUACAUGCUCUCAAUCAGACUUAAGUCCAGCCUUUAGCUAGGCCGUUCCAUGUUGUAGCCAUUCGUAGGUUUGCUUCGUGCUCUGCUUCAGAUCAUUGUCCCGUAUAACAUCAGGAUAACUCGUCCUGGUCCUAAAGCAGCGAACUCCCACAGCUGGGGUCCUAGAUCUGAAACCUUUUGAUUCAAAGGCAUUGGAAGACACAACGCCGCACUAAAAAGACGAUUCCACGUCACCCUUUUACACAUUCAUCUGAAAGCAUAAACAAUUUGAUCACCAUAUUAACCUCCCUGCAAUGAUUUUUUUUUUUUUAAUUUGUAGAACUCCAACACGUGAAUGGCACGGCGCUCCCACGCCGUGUUUACAGCACAUGUUCAUUCCCCGCUGCAGAAACAAUGCCACUGUGACUCAGAUGUCACAGCAGUCACACCAAAUUAAUCUCAAUUAGUCUGACACCAGGCUGUGCAGGCCGUUUGUAUACCUGCACUACCUGGAGUAGGGAAACCAAAAGUGAAACUUAAGCCGUCACCUACUGAUAUGUUUGGCUUUAGAUUAUUUGAGCACUGACAUUUCAUUCCCUGAUGGUCGGUCUGUUCUUAUAUUGAAGAAAUAAAUAAAACAAGACGGGGACGUCACAGAAAUGUAACACCAACAGUCAUAUUAUCUGCAGCAUGCAUGGACAUUUCACAUCAGGAGUGCAUCAAAAGCGUUACACCAACUUAAACCUGAUCGUUUUUUUUAAAAAAAACGCCCUUCUUCUCAAGUUUGAACCUCCUUACUGGGUAUUUUCAAAUCGUAACAAGAGACAGCGUUACUACAGCUUUAGUGGUAAAUCAUAACCACCGACCUUUACUGAGGCAGUAGAAGUAUCUUAAAUGUGUCUGAUGAUCUAAACCAGGUGUAUAAAAAAAACAAAACAAAGAAGAAAUCUGUGAGGUGUGCAACACUUUUUCACUGUAUAUAACUGUAUAUAACCAGCCAAGCCGCUCUUUUGCUGGACAUUUACAGCAUUAUUUUGUCUUUUUGUGUAACCUGCUGAUUCGGUUCGCUUAGUCUUGACACGGACACUCGAGAUUCCUCGGUGGAGGAUGAAAAACGAACGGUGGUGCAUGGGGUGACGUUACAUUAGAACUUCGAUGCAAUAUGAAGGACUUGUGUAAUCAGUAUUAACAUUAACUAUUCAUGGUAUAUCAUGUAAAGGAUGAACAUUGUGCGUGGGAGUUUUGUGAAAGACUCGGUGUGUUUAUUUUUGCACGUACUCAGAUUCACAGUUUCUCGGUAAUCUAUUUUAUAAAGUGCCGUGUGUGACUUUUUGGACAUGGCUGUUGAAGUGUUGGUGUUUUUAUUUAUUUUUUUAUUGUUGUUUUUCUGUACAUGUGAAUCCCAGCUGUUUCUUGCUCUCUCCCUUUCCUCACACGGCCUUCUCCAUACGUUUCAGACAGCCAAGGUUUUCAAGAAAUUACCUGUUUUUUUUGUUGUUGUUUUGUUUUUUACAACAGUUGUGAAGUUGAAGCAAAGUGUUUGCUUUUAGAUAGAUUUUAUGAAGUUUACAGAUAUGUGUGCGUGCGCGUAUGUGUGUGCAGGUGAGCCUUUCUCUGGGAUAAUAUUGUUUAAAGAAUAGACUUCACUGAUGGUACAUGGGUAUUGUUCACAUUUAAAAAAAAAAAAGAAACGAGAAACG